CGGCGGGGGCCGGGCCAGUGCUGCAGCGGGUUGCAGGGCGGCGCAGAGUCCGGAGGCCGGCGCGCGGAGCGGUCUUCAGCCUCGAUCGCUGCGGCCCAGCCCGCCACGGAGGCGCGCAGGCGGGCGCGCGGAGUGGCCGCUCAGGAAACUACUCAAUGCUGAAGCCUUUCAAAGCGAUAUCAGAGACUUUGGAAGCACCAUGGAUGGGUUUUGUGAUCAGCAAGUCCCUUUUAUGGUCCCAGGGAAAUCUCGAUCAGAGGACUGUCGAGGGCGACCUGUGAUUGACAGAAAGAGGAAGUUUGUGGACACAGAUCUGGCUCAUGAUUCUGAAGAGUUGUUUCAGGAUCUCAGCCAGCUUCAGGAGGCUUGGUUAGCUGAAGCUCAAGUUCCUGAUGAUGAACAAUUUGUCCCAGAUUUUCAGUCUGAUAACUGCUCUCUCACUGAAGAAGCUGGACCUCACCGGUUGGCUAGAGCUGGGACUGCAGUGGUGCUUCAUGCUCCACCCCCCACCAAGAUCAAAAGGGAGCUGCACAGCCCCUCCUCCGAGUUGUCCUCCUGUAGCCACGAGCAGGCUCUUGGUGCUAAGUAUGGAGAAAAGUGCCUCUACAACUAUUGUGCCUACGAUAGGAAGCCUCCCUCUGGGUUCAAGCCAUUAACCCCUCCCGCCACUCCUUUGUCACCCACCCAUCAGAAUUCCCUAUUUCCCCCUCCUCAGGCAACUCUGCCCACCUCAGCUCUUGCCCCUGGAGCUGGCCCAGUUCAAGGGGUGGGUCCCGCUCCGACCCCUCACUCGCUUCCAGAACCUGGAUCACAGCAACAAACAUUUGCGGUCCCCCGGCCACCACAUCAGCCCCUGCAAAUGCCAAAGAUGAUGCCUGAAAGCCAGUAUCCAUCAGAACAGAGAUUUCAGCGACAGCUGUCUGAGCCCAGCCAUCCCUUCCCUCCUCAGUCAGGAGUUCCUGGAGAUAAUCGCCCCAGCUACCACCGGCAGAUGUCAGAGCCCAUAGUCCCCGCAGCUCCGCCACCCCUUCAGGGAUUCAAGCAGGAAUACCAUGACCCACUCUAUGAACAUGGGGUCCCUGGGAUGCCUGGUCCCCCAGCACAUGGGUUCCAGUCACCUAUGGGAAUCAAGCAAGAGCCUCGAGAUUACUGUGCUGACUCAGAAGUGCCUAACUGCCAGUCAUCCUACAUGAGAGGCGGGUAUUUCUCCAGCAACCAUGAAGGAUUCCCAUACGAAAAGGACCCCAGGCUAUACUUUGAUGACACUUGUGUGGUGCCCGAAAGGCUUGAAGGCAAAGUCAAGCAGGAGCCCACCAUGUAUCGAGAGGGGCCCCCUUAUCAACGGCGAGGCUCUCUGCAGCUGUGGCAGUUCCUCGUCACCCUUCUGGAUGACCCAGCCAAUGCCCACUUCAUCGCCUGGACUGGCCGAGGCAUGGAAUUUAAGCUCAUAGAACCAGAAGAGGUUGCCCGUCGCUGGGGUAUUCAGAAGAAUCGGCCAGCCAUGAACUAUGACAAGCUGAGCCGCUCUCUCCGCUAUUACUAUGAGAAAGGCAUCAUGCAGAAGGUGGCUGGGGAACGGUACGUCUACAAGUUUGUCUGUGACCCGGAUGCACUUUUCUCCAUGGCCUUCCCGGACAAUCAGCGCCCGUUCCUGAAGGCAGAAUCGGAAUGCCCCCUCAAUGAGGAGGACACGCUGCCGCUAACUCACUUGAGCCUGGUUAGGGGAACAGUGUCCAUUCAGCUGUUAGAUGACAAGAAGUAUGAGGACAAAAGACUGCGGUUUUGA
Messenger RNA from Mastomys coucha (southern multimammate mouse), 1786 nucleotides. It is a transcript of the gene Etv5, whose product is annotated as ETS variant transcription factor 5. Gene Ontology annotation, molecular function: sequence-specific DNA binding; DNA-binding transcription factor activity, RNA polymerase II-specific. Lineage: Eukaryota; Metazoa; Chordata; Mammalia; Rodentia; Muridae. Gene Ontology annotation, biological process: cell differentiation; regulation of transcription by RNA polymerase II. The record is from RefSeq and is a predicted model, not a curated record. The transcript has 15 exons. Bases 200 to 1786 code for a protein of 528 amino acids. Gene Ontology annotation, cellular component: nucleus.